Penicillium paradoxum is the source of this 1845-nucleotide messenger RNA. Its product is annotated as ESCRT-II subunit protein VPS36. The transcript has 3 exons. Gene Ontology annotation, molecular function: ubiquitin binding; phosphatidylinositol-3-phosphate binding. The record is from RefSeq and is a predicted model, not a curated record. The coding region runs from base 1 to 1845 and encodes 614 amino acids. Lineage: Eukaryota; Fungi; Ascomycota; Eurotiomycetes; Eurotiales; Aspergillaceae. Gene Ontology annotation, cellular component: ESCRT II complex; late endosome membrane. Gene Ontology annotation, biological process: protein transport to vacuole involved in ubiquitin-dependent protein catabolic process via the multivesicular body sorting pathway.
AUGUUCUUCAAAGCGCUGGAUCUGACUACUGCGCUCAGACCCUUGCUAUUGCCUGACGAGACCCUUCUUUUUGUUCAAGACGCAGUGGGUCUGUAUGACGGGAAAUACAAAAUCCAGAACUACCAAAAUGGCCACGCAUACCUCACAUCUCACAGAGUGUGCUAUGUUGCAGCUGAGGAUUCACGAAAAUACUCAGUUGCUAUUGAUCUGAAGGAACUCGAUCGAGUAGAGUCUCAGGCUGGCUUCCUGAAGUCUUCUCCGAAGGUUACCAUCUAUCCUAAACCGCAGAAGAAGAAGACCGAUAAGUCAAGGAGCGCAACGGCCAGCCCAGCUGUACCCCAGAAACCGACACUUCAUCCCACGCAGUCGCAUUCUCACCUUCCGCAAACGAGCUUUCCUCAAAGUCCAUUAUCUCCAAAACCAAUCAAUGCCACUUGGAUCUGCCCUAUAUGCUCAUUCUCCAACCCCGUUCCGUCGAAUUUCGACCCUGCAACGGCUAGUGCAGCGACACAUCUACCUCCUUGUCUAGCCUGUGGAAUCAAGCCUCCAUUUACAACAGUUCUAAAGGCAGCAAUCAGUGCUGUUACAAACCGGGAACCCUUGCCGAGCUCAGUUGCCUCGUCGGCCAUUGCACAGGGUAUCGGCCAACCGAAUGCCAAUGCGCCUCCAGCUCCUCUUAGCUUAGGGAAAACCGUCUCUUGUCCCCGAUGUACCUUUGUGAACCAUCCAUCGCUCGUCGAAUGUGAGAUAUGCGGAGCGCCCUUAUCUGCUAAUUCGCUCAACACAAACCGAGUGGACUCACCUGCGCCUUUAUUUGAGCAAUCACAUAUCACAAACACGGAGGUCAGCGAGUGUAUCAAGUUUUCCUUUCGUGCGGGUGGAGAUAAGACGUUCCACGAAAGACUCAAGGGGGCUUUAGUUCAAAGAAAAUGGCUUUUGCAAAAUGCCCCUCCAGUGCCUCCGCCGUCCAAAGCGAGUAUCUCACCGGGCUCGUCUUCUGCUGCGGGUAUCAUUGAAAGCCCUUUACCCUCAGCACCACGACCAUCAGGUGUUGGCAUUGCAGGAUUAGAGCGCCGAGGAUUAGAAGCACGGAGGAAAAAUGAAUUUGUCAUAGGGAACGCCUUUGAAGACCUAGAGGCUUUGAUGGCCUCUGCCAAGCAAAUCGUUGCUCUGGCUGAAACCUUGGCGCACGAGUCGGGGAUGACCACCAAGGAAGGCUCUUCAGAUACCAGCGCGGUGCUAUCCGAGUCCGCCGCGGCAUUGGGGAUGGUGACGACCAAAGAUAUGCUGACUUCUGGAUCUGAAAGCCUCUAUCUAUCAGAACUCGCCCGCGACCUGGCCGAAUACCUCACAGAUGACAGGAAAGGCAUCUUACAGCGAGAAGGUGGGAUUAUAAGUCUCAUCGAUCUCUGGGCGCUCUUCAACCGCUCCCGUAAUGGAGUAGAGCUGGCCAGCCCGUCGGAUUUCCAAAAAGCAGCGGAGCUGUGGGAAAAGCUCAAAUUGCCAGUGCGGCUACGACGAUUCAAGAGCGGGCUUCUUGUGGUACAACGAUACGACUGGAGUGAUGAGAAGACAAUCGGUAAGCUCCAAGCCUGGAUGGAAGAGCUCCGACAAGUUCCUCCUGAUGAUCCUGUUCCAUGGGACUGGUCUGUUUUCGGUCGGGCUGUCACUGCACAGGAAGCUGCGCAUCGGUUCAAGUGGAGCGUCGGGGUGGCUGCCGAAGAGCUGGAAAUGGCCGAAGAUCGGGGGAUUCUUUGCCGAGAAGAAGGGAUUGAAGGCCUACGCUUCUGGCGCAAUUAUAUCUCACCCGCCGAGUAUGAUGAUCUCUCUCGCCUUGUCAUCUGA